Messenger RNA from Podarcis raffonei (Aeolian wall lizard), 1676 nucleotides. RefSeq names its product Sp5 transcription factor (gene SP5). Gene Ontology annotation, biological process: regulation of transcription by RNA polymerase II. Lineage: Eukaryota; Metazoa; Chordata; Lepidosauria; Squamata; Lacertidae. Bases 511 to 1653 code for a protein of 380 amino acids. The transcript is spliced from 2 exons. Gene Ontology annotation, molecular function: RNA polymerase II cis-regulatory region sequence-specific DNA binding; DNA-binding transcription factor activity, RNA polymerase II-specific. The record is from RefSeq and is a predicted model, not a curated record.
CAGGCGGUAAAGGACCCUUUGAUCAAGAAAAUCCAAUUAUUUGUGUAUAUACAUUUCCCACAUAGUGAUUACUUCAUUAAUUGUCCCGCCUUUAUCUCCUCCCUUCCCAUCCCCCCUAAUAAUCAGCUCUUUUAUCCAGACCAACAAACACACCAUAGGAGCUUUGUGGAUUCAAAGGAUUUGCUUUCGCUUCUGAAAGAGCCGCUAUUCUUUGAUGAUUGGGUAGCGGCAAACUUCAAAGCCAUAAAUCUUCCUUCUGACUGGCUGGCGGCCCAGCAAAGUCCUUAUCAAAUUCUUGGAGGUGAUCCUGGCGCAGGCAGACAGUCCGCGGAGAUCGCGCUGAGCCGGGGCUGCCUGCCUAGUGGAGGGGGGUGCAGAAGGCGAGGAAAUCUGAAAGUGGGUGGGUGGGAGAAGGAAGGAAGGAAACUGGGCAGCUUUCCGGCUUCCCCCUGGCGACUCCAUGCCGCGGCGUCGCCCCCCUGGCCUCGCCUGGCCCCGGACGCGGUAGCCAUGGCCGCCGUGGCCGUCCUUCGGAACGACUCUCUGCAAGCGUUUCUCCAGGACCGCACUCCGAGCGCCUCCCCCGACGUGGCCAAGCACUCGCCGCUGGCUUUACUGGCCGCCACCUGUAGCCGCAUCGGGCAGCCCGGCGCAUCGGGCCCGCCGUCGGACUUCCUGCAGGUGUCCUACGAGGCCAGCUUGGGCUCUCCGUCCAGGAUCUUCCACCCGUGGAGCAGCGACAUGCCGGCGCACUCGCCGGGCGGCCUGCCGCCGCCGCCCAGCCUGGGCCUCACCCCGCAGCCGGCCUUCGGCAGCGCCCACGAGCUGCCGCUGACGCCGCCGGCCGACCCGUCGUACCCCUACGAGUUCUCGCCCGUCAAGAUGCUGCCGCCGCCGCCGUCCAUGGGCGCGCUGUCGUCCAGCUGCGCUCCGCCGCCCGCCGCUUACGUGCCCUACGCCGCCCAAGCGGCCCUGCCGCCGGGCUACUCCAACCUGCUGGCCCCGCCGCCGGCGCCCCAGCUCUCUCCGGCGCCCGACGACAUCCCUUGGUGGAGCAUCCAGCAGGCGGCGCCCGGCGCGGGCGGCUGCGCGCACCGCUUCGCGGGAAACCUGCAGCGCGGCCUGGUCUUGGCGCCGUCGGAGCUGGCGCAGUACCAGACGCAGCUAGCCGCGCUGCUGCACCCCAAGGCGCCCCUGGCGGCCACGGCCAGGAGGUGCCGGCGCUGCCGCUGCCCCAACUGCCAGGCGGCGGCGGCCGGAGGUGGAGGCGGAGGCCCCGACGGGGCGCCCUCAUCCGAGCCGGGCAAGAAGAAGCAGCACGUGUGCCACAUCCCCGGCUGCGGGAAGGUGUACGGCAAGACGUCGCACCUCAAGGCGCACCUGCGCUGGCACACGGGCGAGCGGCCCUUCGUCUGCAACUGGCUCUUCUGCGGCAAGAGCUUCACGCGCUCCGACGAGCUGCAGAGGCACCUGCGGACUCACACCGGCGAGAAGCGCUUCGGCUGCGCCGAGUGCGGCAAGCGCUUCAUGCGCAGCGACCACCUGGCCAAGCACGUCAAGACGCACCAGAACAAGCGCCUCAAGGCCGCCGCCGCGCCGGGACACGGACACGCGUGUGCCACCGUCAAAAGGGAGGAGCCCAGGGACAUGUGACAACCUGCGCCUGAGCUGCCCUC